This is a messenger RNA of Aedes aegypti (yellow fever mosquito), 2156 nucleotides long. RefSeq names its product glucose dehydrogenase [FAD, quinone]. Bases 166 to 2019 code for a protein of 617 amino acids. Lineage: Eukaryota; Metazoa; Arthropoda; Insecta; Diptera; Culicidae. The transcript has a single exon. Gene Ontology annotation, molecular function: oxidoreductase activity, acting on CH-OH group of donors; flavin adenine dinucleotide binding. The record is from RefSeq and is a predicted model, not a curated record.
ACUGCUUGCACCGAUCACAGAUGGCUAGUAUAGUAUAGUUGUUUAAAUAUGCAAUAGUUCUGGCUGGUCAGAACUAGUCUAAUUGUAACCGUGCGCGGGAAAGUACGCGAUGCGCGAAUUGUUUCACAGUUGAGCACGAUAGGGUGUAAGGAUAUUACAUGCAGGAUGCAGACGUUUUUCGGAAUAUUUGCUUUGAUGCUGGGGAGUUGCUGCUACCACGCUCAGGCGCAGGACAGCAUAAUGUCUGUGAUUGAGUUCCUUCAGGAUGGAGGAAAACGAUUGAAUAGAGAGCUUCCUGAUCGAAAUAAUCUAUAUGAAGAGUACGAUUUUGUGAUAGUUGGAGCUGGAUCAGCGGGUUGUGCUCUAGCAGCCAGACUGUCGGAAAUCAGUGACUGGAAUAUUUUACUCAUAGAGGCUGGUGCGAAUGAAAAUUUACUGAUGGAUAUUCCAAUGUUCGUUCAUUAUAUGCAAAGUUAUGACGUGAACUGGGACUAUCGAACGAAGCCAAGUGAUCAGUACUGUCUAGCGUUUAAAAACAAUCAGUGUAGAUUUCCGCGAGGCAAAGUGAUGGGAGGGUCCAGUGUGCUUAAUUACAUGAUUUAUACUAGAGGAAAUCGUCGCGAUUUUGAUAGUUGGGCUGCAGCUGGAAAUGAAGGAUGGAGCUACAAGGACGUAUUACCAUAUUUCCAAAAAUUAGAACACAGUUUUGUUCCUGACUCAUAUCCAGGAUAUGCUGGAAAGAAUGGACCACUAGCUGUAUCUUAUGUACCGUAUAAAUCUAAAAUAUCAAAACUAUUUUUGGAGGCAUCCUUACAAGCCGGAAUUCCGUACGUGGACUACAAUGGACCGAAACAAGUUGGGAUAUCGUUUAUUCAGAGCACUACCAGAAAUGGAUACCGUGAUAGUACUAAUGCGGCAUACUUAUAUCCGUUGAAGAAUCGAACGAAUUUGCAUGUGAGGAAAAGGUCUCAAGUGACGAAGAUUAUCAUUGAUAAAGAAACGAAGCAGGCAACGGGGGUUAAAUUCUACCACAAUCGCAAAUAUUAUACCGUAAAAGCCCGGUAUGAAGUUAUUCUAUCAGCCGGUGCUAUAGGAUCACCACAUCUUUUAAUGCUGUCCGGCAUUGGACCUAAGCGGCAUUUACAGGAGAAAGGAAUCAAACCAAUUGUGGACCUCCCCGUAGGCUACAAUUUUCAAGACCACACCGCUGCUGGAGCACUAACUUUCCUCGUCAACAACACUAUGAGUAUGAUGGUCGAACGAGAAAUGUCCAUUGAGAAUUUCAUGGAUUUUCAACUACGCCAUACGGGACCAUUAACUUCAAUCGGAGGAUGUGAAACAAUUGGUUUCUUCGACUCAGAACAUCCGAAUGACUCCGAUGGCUGGCCGGAUUACGAACUGCUGCAGAUAGGUGGAACAAUGGCUGGUGAUCCUUCUUUUGAGUUGAAUUUCAAUUACAAGCAUGAAACGUUCCAAAAACUCUUCGGUGAAGUACAACGAAAAAGUCUCAAUGGAUUCACGGUUUUCCCUCUAAUAUUGAGACCACGAAGUAGCGGUAGGAUUUCUCUCAAAAAUGCAAGCCCAUUUAGAUAUCCAGUAAUAGAACCAAACUACUUCUCCGAUCCAUACGAUUUGGACAUCUCGGUGAGAGCGAUUCGUAAAACACUUGAAAUCAUUGAUCAACCAGCGAUGCAACAACUUAACGCUCAUCUCCUGCCGGUGCCAAUGCCAGGAUGUGAACAGUAUGAGUUCAACUCUGAUGAUUACUGGCGAUGUUUCACGAGACACGCAACCUACACCAUCUACCACCAUGUUGGAACCUGUAAAAUGGGACCCCGGAAGGAUCGCUCAGCGGUGGUUGAUCCCCGCUUGCGGGUACACGGCAUCAAAGGUCUACGGGUAGUAGAUGCCAGUAUCAUGCCAAAUGUGCCUGCCGGACAUACCAAUGCACCGACGGUGAUGAUCGCCGAAAAGGCAGCCGACAUGAUCAAAGAAGAUUGGAACAUGGUUCGACGAUGAUCGAUCGGUCCAAAUGAAGUGACACGGUAAAUGGUGAUAAAGCUUUAACUUAUUGUGAACAUAUUUAUGAAAAGACUGGAUUAAUAAAUGAUUAGUAUGCGAUAUGCGAAGAUUAAAAUGAGAUACCGAAACAAAGA